Myotis brandtii (Brandt's bat) is the source of this 1818-nucleotide messenger RNA. Its product is annotated as protocadherin gamma-B2. The record is from RefSeq and is a predicted model, not a curated record. The transcript has a single exon. Gene Ontology annotation, molecular function: calcium ion binding. Gene Ontology annotation, cellular component: plasma membrane. NCBI's taxonomy places the organism in Eukaryota, Metazoa, Chordata, Mammalia, Chiroptera, Vespertilionidae. The annotation marks the transcript as partial. Gene Ontology annotation, biological process: homophilic cell-cell adhesion.
GGUUAAAAGAAGAGCAGGAAGAUGUCUGAGAUGCAUUCGGGAGCCUCUCGGAAGGUAACUUCCUGCUCAAACCAACCACGGAGGAGGCCAGUACAGAUUCAGUUAUAAAAACAAAGCAGGGGAAUUGCCCCUACCCCGGAUUUUUGCCAUCCACGGAGGGUUUAUUCCUCCCCCCGGCCUAGGGCCAAGGAGCAGAGCAGCAGCGGAGGGAGACAGAGGAUGAGGCUGAGCGCGGAGAGGAGCAGCGCGGGGCGGUGGCGGCAGGUAUUGUUGCCCUUUCUGCUUUCUUUGUUCCGCGGGGCUCUCCCGGACCAAAUCCGCUAUUCAAUCCCCGAGGAGCUGGCUAAGAACUCGGUGGUAGGAAACCUCGCCAAGGAUCUGGGGCUCAGAGUCCGGGAUCUGCCGGCCCGGAAGCUGCGGGUUAGCGCAGAGAAGGACUAUUUCACUGUAGAUCCUGACAGCGGGGACUUACUUGUGAGCGACAGAAUAGACCGAGAGCAGAUUUGCGGGAAGAAGCCUCUGUGUAUUCUGGAUUUUGAUGCGGUCGCUGAAAAACCACUAAAUAUUUUCCAUGUAGCAGUAGUAGUGCAGGAUAUAAAUGACAAUAUGCCCUUAUUCAAACAGAGUAAGAUUGAUUUAAAAAUAGGAGAAUCCACUAAGCCAGGUAAAACAUUUCCACUAGACCCGGCCCUGGAUUCGGAUGCUGGUCCUAAUUCACUGCAAAGGUACCACCUCAAUGACAAUGAGUACUUUGAUCUCACGGAGAAACAGACUCCAGAUGGACGUAAGUAUCCUGAGUUGAUCCUGAAACAUUCUCUGGACAGAGAAGAGAAGAUUUUCCAUCAACUGGUCCUCACAGCUGUGGACGGUGGAGACCCACCCCAAAGUGGCACCACCCAGAUCCAAAUCCAAGUCACGGAUGCCAAUGAUAACCCCCCGGUGUUCAGCCAGGACGUGUACAGGGUCAGCCUGAGGGAGGGCGUGCCCCCCGGCUUCCCUGUGCUUCAAGUGACGGCCACGGACCAGGACGAGGGCAUUAACGCGGAGGUCACCUACUCCUUUCAUAAUGUGGACGAACAAGUGGAACAAUUUUUUAACUUAGAUGAAACAACAGGAGAAAUCACCACGAAGGAUCAUUUUGAUUUCGAAAUGGUUAAUAGUUACACCCUCGGUAUAGAAGCGAAAGAUCCUGGGGAUCUAGCAGCCCACUGCAGUAUCCAAGUCGAAAUCCUCGAUGAGAAUGAUUGUGCCCCUGAAGUGAUUGUGGCCUCCGUGUUUACUCCUCUUCCAGAGGAUUCACCACCAGGAACGGUGAUCGCCUUGAUAAAAACAAGAGAUAGAGACUCUGGAGAAAAUGGAGAGGUUUACUGCGGCCUAUUGGGAAAGACGGAGUUUACAUUGAAAUCUUACUCAAAGAACUACUACAAGCUGGUGACAGACAGGACCCUGGACAGAGAACAGACCCCGGAGUACAAUGUCACCAUCACAGCCACUGACAGGGGCAAGCCGCCCCUCUCCUCCAGCACCACCAUCACCCUGCGCGUCACUGACGUCAACGACAACGCCCCGGUUUUCCAGCAGCCAGCCUACCUGGUCCACGUGCCAGAAAACAACCCGCCCAGGGCCUCCAUCGCGCAGGUCAGCGCCUCCGACCCCGACCUGGGACCCAACGGCCAGGUGUCCUACUCCAUCGUGGCCAGCGACCUGGAGCCACGGGCGCUGUCGUCCUACGUGUCCGUGAGCGCGCACAGCGGGGUGGUGUUCGCGCAGCGCGCCUUCGACCACGAGCAGCUGCGCGCCUUUGAGCUGACGCUGCAG